Symbiodinium sp. CCMP2592 is the source of this 1116-nucleotide messenger RNA. Lineage: Eukaryota; Dinophyceae; Suessiales; Symbiodiniaceae. The record is from the annotation of a GenBank genome assembly.
AUGUGGUUUGUUCCCGUGGGUGAGAGCGCUGGGGCCGAUGGUGGUGAUGAAGCCGCCGAUGAAGAUCCUCAGCAGUUGACUGCCCAGGACGAGCCAUGGCCUGCCGAUGAUCCCAGUCACCAGGCGGAGCCGUGGAAAGCUUCCGAUGAUGACGGCCCCGAUGAGGAGCAGUGGAAAGCUGCCGAUGAUGAAGGCUCCUAUGAGGAGCAGUGGGAAGCUGCCGAUGAUGAAGGCCUCGAUCACGAUGAGGAGCAGUGGAAAGCUGCCGAUGAUGAAGGCCCCAAUCACACCGACAUUUACCCCACGUGGCCAAGGGCCCCGAUCACAAACGUGACCCAGGAGUAUCCUACGAAGGCCGACCGAGAGCGUCUCGAUGUUUGGUGGUCCAAGUACAAGACAAACCCAGCCCAGGACAUGGCACUCUGGCUCGACGCAGCCACCGAUGAGGAGUGCCCGAAGAUCCCGGCCAAGACUGCCAAUGAUGAGGCAGGCGGAGAGGAGAGGCUGGACAAGGGCAUGCGUUUCGCGGAGCGACAGCACAGGUGGAACAACAGUGAGGAGAGAAAGCAGGUGCUGCAGGGAAUGGACAUCAAUGAGAUGAAGCGUCGCGAUCCGAAACGCCAAAAGGUCAAGGAUGCCAACCGGUUGGCUAGACGGGUUGCAUAUUUGCGGAUCGAAUAUCAACACCGAUCUGGGUCCUACUACAUCCUCGAAAAUCCCACUGGCUCCAUGCUGUUCGAGUAUCCGUGCAUAAAGGCGAGAUUGCGAGCCCACAAUGCCAAAUCCAUAAACCUUUGCCUCGGAGCCGUGGGAGCUCCGUCGAGAAAGUGUGUUACGCUAUGGGGCACUGCGCCGUUUCUGAACAAGCUCUACGAACAACUGUCCGGCACAAGGAGGAACCAGCUGCGUCGUAUCCAAUCCUUCCUCAAGAUGGACAUAAGCCGUGGAUAUGUCGAUGAGCGCGGCCGUGCUCGCCGAGUCGCUGAUCUACUGGAUGAACAUUUCAAGACCCUGAAGCCAACACCUGUUGUCAACGAGCUGGAUAUGGAGCUUAUGGACAGCAGUGAUACUUCAAGCUCCGAUUCUGGCCUCGAGGACCUGGUCGGCCCACAGUGA